AUGAAGUACGUUGACUCUCCUUCUCUCUCCAAACAGCGAAUAUUAAAAUCAUUGGCGACAACCAAAUUUGUAAUGAGUUGUGUACUUAAGAUAUUCGAGUAACUAUCGGAACGAACUGGCUUUCAACAGUCAACAAAAGAUGGAUGCAGUUCCAGGGAGAAUCGUACCUGAGGCUACAGGGUCUUCCCAUGACCACACUUAUUGUCAGCCAUGUGCUGAAGAUGGGAAGAAAAUCCUUCCCGAAGCCUUCUGUCCCGUCUGCAAGGAGUUUGUGUGUUCCGCUUGCGCCCGAGUACACAGGAACAUGAAGCUUACCAAAAGCCACGUCCUCCAGGACAAGAGCAGUAUGCCUUCCUCAUUGCAUGCUGAUAGUGAGGAUGAGACGUUUACAGAGACAUGUCAGUUCCAUGCGAAAGAGUUUAUAAAAUAUUACUGUACCAACCAUGAAGCACUUCUGUGUGGUGAAAGCGUAGUUGAUAAUGAAGAACAUCGGUCUUGUAAAGUAAAGAAAAUUUCUCAAUUGGCAAAACAAUACAAAGAGGGUGCAGAAUACAAAAAUCUGAAAACAGGUAUUGUGCAGAUGGUCAGUGACAUUGAGAACUAUUUGUCGUCCAUACAGGCGAACAUGAAAUUAGUUGACGAAGAAAGUCUUACCAAUAUCAAUGAGCUUCGAAAGUUCAAGCAUGAGAUCAACCAGUUAUUGGAUAAGAGGGAGAACGAAUUACUGGGAGAAAUUGAUCGGAAGAAACGGGAAUCCGAGACGCUGCUUAAUGAAAUGAAAGCAAGCUGUCAAGACAUUAAAACUGCCACGGAGAAGCUUAAGGCUGAGCUACAGGCUAAGGAGGUCAACAACAACCAGUUGUUCAUAUCUGGAACAAGGGCGAUCAAGGAGUUAGUCGGUCUUCAGUCAUCAUUUGAGAAUAUCAGGAGAAGGGGUCAAGUUCAACACUCCAAAUUCAGUAGGGACCCAGAAACAGAACAGCUGCUGUGCUCAAACGCAGCAAUUGGCAGAGUUGACCAGGUGGCAUCAGAUUUGGCAGACCGGCAGACACAACCUCAGUGGCCAGCCUUAAACCAGAGCCGUGCAGACCUAAGCCAGUCCCAGUUUAGCAAGCUGCCUGACAUUCCAGUGAAGACGGCAGCAGACACCAGAAACUGCUUCCUGACCGGUGUGGCCUUUCUGUCCGGAGAGAGGCUCCUACUGGCUGACUGCCACAAUUGCUCAGUAAAGCUUGCGGACACCACUACCAACAAGAUGGUGUCCCAGGUGAAACUCCCAGGUGAUCCGUGGGACCUUUGUCUCCUGCCCGGAGACAGGGCAGCCGUCACUCUGCCUGGUUUGAAGAAGAUACAGUUCGUUUCUACUCAGGGAAAUGUCACGCUACAGGAUGUUGUUGAAGUAGAUGGACUAUGUUAUGGAAUAGAUUUCUGUGAUGACAACUUGAUAGUGUCCUUCUUCGGCCCAUGUAAGGUUGUGUUGAUGGACAUGAAAGGAAAGGUGAAGAAGAGUGUGGACAAAGACAGCAGUGGAAAACCUUUGUUUCAGUUACCCUGCUAUCUGACAGUGACCAGGGAGAGCCAGACUCCUCCAGUCAUAUAUGUCUCAGACUGGCCCACCCACACCAUAACCAAGCUGAACAUCUCACUAGAGGUGCUCCAGUCGUACCAAGAUCCGAUACUGGAAUCACCACGUGGUCUGGCAGCUGUGGGAGACAACCAGCUGCUCGUGUGUGGGUGUGUCAGUAACAACAUACUGCUACGAAACACGCUCACAGGCAAGAUAACCAAACUGCUGGGGAAGGAAGAGGGGAUAGAGAGUCCACACAGUGUGGCUUACUGUCCACUGAGGAAGAUGAUGUUUGUCACAUUCAGUCUAUCAAAUAGACCUGAAUUGGAAAAUUUCGUGAAAGUAUUCAACUUAGUAUAAAUCAAGUCUGCCAAUUAAUAUGAGUGAAAUCUAUAUCAGGUGUGAAGUAAUUGUUAUGUUUAAGAAUAAUUAUAAUGUAUAAUAUUAUACUGACAAUACGCAUAUACAAUGUUUAUUUCACAUAUCGCGCGAUUCAAUUACUGUGAGAGUUUUUAGCGGAAACUUGACUUUUAAAUUAUGUUGAAUUCUUACAGUUUUCAUAAGUGACAAGUCGUGUAGUAAUUCGUUAUAAGACAUGAAUACACGAGUAUGUGAAUGUUUAUUAUUAGUUGAAAUGUAAGUGGCUGAUUGUGAAUGAAUUAUACCAAAAAGUUGGUUUCUUACCACACGAGAGCGAAUGUAGGUAAAAUGUGUGAAUCAAACAUUGCUAUUUUGUAAUUGAAUGUUCAAAAAUAUAGAGUUAUAUACAAAGUUUGUCUUUUGUCCAUGCAGUUUGUAUUUAGUACAUAUGAUGUGUUUAAUUGAUAUUUAACAUGUCCGUAUCCUAUACAUGUAUAUUGAUUGAAUAAUUCUAUAGACAUUGACCUAAGUGUGUAUUGUUUCUAAACAUAUUGAUUUAACUAAUUAAACGGACAUUGACCAAAGUAAAAGUGCUUUCCGCACAUAUUAAUUGAAUGAUUUAACAGAC
Molecule: messenger RNA, 2555 nt
Organism: Mya arenaria
Lineage: Eukaryota; Metazoa; Mollusca; Bivalvia; Myida; Myidae
Exons: 3
Coding region: 140-1927 (595 amino acids)
Source: RefSeq, a predicted model, not a curated record